AUGCGUGGAAAUGGCAGUGCCAUCGGAAAUCAAAGCGGUCAUUUUCGAGCACCGCAACAGAAUGCAAAUUACAUACCCGAUGGGACUAUGCAAGCAUUUUCCAACAUGCGGAUAAGCACCGCUCCUAUGAAUCAACCCAACUUAUCCUACCCUCCCCCAUCACUACCUCAGCAGCGAUUCGCUAGAAAUCCAAAUGUUUUACCUCGGUGGAAAGUUGGUGAUCAGUGUAAGGCGCCAUGGACGGAUGGAUCGUAUUAUCCUGCAACGAUUGUGAAUGUUGGACCAGCAGACAUGUGUGCUGUACGAUACAAUGAAUAUGGAAACAUUACUACAGUGCCUCAGGCUGUGCUCCUAUUUCCAUGA
Molecule: messenger RNA, 363 nt
Organism: Cylicostephanus goldi
Lineage: Eukaryota; Metazoa; Nematoda; Chromadorea; Rhabditida; Strongylidae
Source: the annotation of a GenBank genome assembly